Molecule: messenger RNA, 2855 nt
Organism: Leptidea sinapis
Lineage: Eukaryota; Metazoa; Arthropoda; Insecta; Lepidoptera; Pieridae
Product: omega-amidase NIT2
Exons: 6
Coding region: 281-1171 (296 amino acids)
Biological process (GO): oxaloacetate metabolic process; L-glutamine metabolic process
Cellular component (GO): mitochondrion
Molecular function (GO): omega-amidase activity
Source: RefSeq, a predicted model, not a curated record
AAUUUAGAGUUCAGUCCUCGUUAGAGUAAAAGUGUUUUGUGGUUCAGUCGAGUAGGUACUCGUUAUCAGUUCUCGACUCUCGUAUUGUAAUAACUAAUAGUGUUCUGUGGAUUGCAGUAGAGUACUUAGUAAUGAUUGCGAACUUAAAUCUAUAACAUUUUGUUUAAUAUCUUUUUCGUGGUCUUCACUCUUCAAUAACCAUAAUUCAUAAACAUUACGUGAUAAACAAAGAUGUUGAGACGAGGUAAACAAUUAACAUAUCCUAAAUUUUCAUAAGAAAAUGUUUGAUUCAGCAACAGAUGCGGUACAUCCUCGUUUUUGUAGUAAAACUAUGUUUUACAAUAAGGGUUUUAAAAUAGCUCUUCUUCAACUAUCAGUGGGGUCUGACAAGGCUAAGAAUGUUGCCCAGGCUGUGAAGGAGAUUCACAGAGCUAAAGAGCUUGGGGCACAUAUUGUUGCUUUACCAGAAUGCUUCAACUCUCCUUAUGGAACAAAGUAUUUUAAUGAGUAUGCGGAGGAGGUUCCUGCGGGAGAGACGAGCCGGGCGCUGUCCCGGGCUGCAGCCGAGGCCGGCGUGUGUGUGGUGGGCGGGACUCUACCGGAGCGCUGCGGGGACCGGCUCUACAACACGUGCACGGUGUGGGACUCCAGCGGGAAGCUAGUGACUCUGUAUCGGAAGAUGCAUCUUUUCGACAUAGACAUUCCAAACAAGAUUACAUUCAAAGAGUCAGAAGUGCUGAGUGCGGGUGACCAGCUGACAGUGUUUGAGUACAAUGGCGUCAAGGUGGGGUUGGGCAUCUGUUACGAUCUCAGAUUCCCGGAGAUGGCGCAUCUCAUGGCUAAGGAAGGGUGCUCCUUGUUGAUAUACCCCGGCGCGUUCAACAUGACGACGGGCCCCAAGCACUGGGAGCUGCUGGGUCGCGCGCGAGCCACAGACCAGCAACUGUACGUGGCGCUGGUGAGCCCGGCCCGCGACCUGGCCGCCGGGUACGUGGCCUGGGGACACUCCAGCCUGCUGGACCCCUGGGGCGCCGUGCUGCACCAGCUGGACCACAGGCCCGGCACGCUGCUGGCUGACAUCGAUUUAACAACGGUGGAAGAAGUAAGAAGUCAAAUACCAAUCCGAGCACAAAGAAGGACUGAUAUAUAUGACACAGUACAAAAAUCAUAACGGUCUGCCAAUGUCGGUACUGGUCUGUUUGUUAUUUAGUGUUAUAAGCAUAUUUAGUUUUUUAUAAACUUAUCUGAAAAUUGGGUUAUAUAUUGAAAUAGCUAAAAAGUUUUAAAGUUAAACAAAAUCAGAAAAGUAUGGGGUUUUGUGUGUAGAAAUGUGGAUAAUGUUGCAAUUAAUAAUUUAUAAAAACUGUAUGUUUUGUUUUAUUGAUACAUAUAUUAUAUAUAAAUAAAACAUUUAUAAUAUUGAAAUAAUAAUUGUAUAUUUUUUAUAUUUACUGUAACAUUAGAGCCCGCGCAGACAGAGAGCGGUCAGAGUUCUGCAUUCUAGUGACCGUUGACCGCCCAAAAGUUCCAACGCACACAAGUGGCGUGCAAAUUCUCGCGUUCUAGUUUCGUUUGGGUCUUUGCACAUGCAACAUGUCACUAGAAAGUUCGUCAACCGAUGAAGAAUUAUUGAUCUUGUGGAGCUCAGCAGCUUCUAAGAAGAAAAGGAAGUAUUGGGUGCACCCAAUUAACACAACGCGAGAAGAAUAAGGCGAAUUCAGUAAUAUUUUUCCGGAUUUACUUAAAGAUGAACAACGAUUCUAUAUUUAUUUUCGAAUGUUGAUUAAUAAACUCCUUUCCCUAACCAAUUCAAUUAACUUUUCCGUUAUUCCAAACUCAGAUAUCGCGACGUUCCGGCAUUCUCUGUCUUGGUGGGAAAAGAACUGUUGGAACGCGACGUUCUGCUUUGACCGCCGCGGUCAGACUGCCCGCUGUAUGCGUUGUUGUUAUAGACUCAGUAUAUUCUAAUGCGGGCGCUAGACAUAGCUUCAAAGAUUUCCACAUCUCUUUGACGACUUUGCAAAGCAUUUGAACACAUAUUGACGUAACCUGCCCGACUUGCUUCGCAAACAUUUUUCUCCACAGUAUGCUGGUAGACAACAAACAAGAUGGACGACGAUUUCGUAGACUCAGUAUGCCUGUAUUAUUUGUGUGCAUGUAAUUAUUUUUUACAUGUGCAAGAAAACAAUAAUACUGUUUUAGUCGAUUCCUUGAUUUUCUUUAAAUGUUCUCUAUAUUGUGUCAGCAAAUUAUUUCUUUUCUUUUUUAAUUCUUCAACAGAACAGGGCACAGAAUAUUUGUUCUUUAUUCUCACCCACGCGUCAUUUACUAAGGUUCUAUUUUUGUGUUUGUUGUUUUUCGGGUUCCAUAUAUAUGGUUCCCGCUGUAAUAGCUCUACAAAUUCUAGAAUGCACUCGCUGCUCCAGCCCAUUAUAUAGCCUCAAGCAGUGUAGCACGCACACAACCGUUCCGCUCAACAUCGCUCGAGCAACUGAACACUGAACAAGUGUGGCAAGCUACGCAAACUUGAACAUAUUCAACUUUGAACGCUUUGAUGUGUCGAAAAAGACCGACACCGCAUGGCAAAGUGCAAAUCUUUGUUCAAACUUUGAACACAUAACCAAAGUCCCGUGCCAAACUUAGCAAUCAAACAUGUGUUCAAACAUGUGAAGCUAAGUCUGGCGCCCGCAUAAUGAACGCCGAACGCGGGACUCGGAACUCCUGACCGCUCUCUGUCUGCGCGCGCUCUUAAUGUAAAAUUGUUAUUUGGUUAAUGUAACCAAAGAUAAUAACGUAGAUUAUGAAUAAAUGAUUUAUAUUUGUUAUCUAUAUAAUAAAUAAAAAAUAUCAAAGUU